Cutaneotrichosporon cavernicola is the source of this 714-nucleotide messenger RNA. RefSeq lists its product as uncharacterized. The coding region runs from base 1 to 714 and encodes 237 amino acids. The record is from RefSeq and is a predicted model, not a curated record. NCBI's taxonomy places the organism in Eukaryota, Fungi, Basidiomycota, Tremellomycetes, Trichosporonales, Trichosporonaceae. The transcript has 2 exons.
AUGCUCCUCCUCGCCUUAACUUACCUCACGCUUGGCGUCUCCGCCGCCACGAUGUCGUGGACCAACGCCACCCUCGGGAACAAGUGGACUGCAGCGCAGCUCAACGACUCCUCCUUCGCCAAAGAGGAGAUGCUUGUGCGUGUGCACUGGGCCCCGCCGUUUUGCGACAACGAGGUAGACACUACGUCCGUCACCGUGUCCACCACGACCUCUAUUCUCACCACCAAGUCCACCGCCACCGCCUCCGCCUCCGCCUCCGCCACAACGGAGACUGGGACCAACGCCACACCCCUCCUCUGCAUUGGCGCCUACACCGCCAACGCGCACAACGCAACCCCCGCUCUCGUACCGUGCUACUCCCCCACCGCCGCCCUAGUUUUCGGGACGCACCACCACAUCGCCCUCGGCAACGGCUGCCUCACCGCCCCUUCGGACCCCAGCAACGGGUUCCUGGUCACAAUUGAGGACUGCGACCCCGACUCGGAAGGACAGAUCUGGUCCUGGGCCCGCCACGGGUCCGAGUGGAGCUUCACGCACGGAGACUUCUGCCUCGAUGUUAUGGACGGGGUUUAUGAUGUCGGCACGCCGCUGCAGGUUUGGGAGUGCGAGGAGCAUGGGGGAAACGAGAACCAGGUGUUUGGGUUCGAGAAGAUGCUGCGGAUUGAUUAUGGGGACGCGGAAGUUUACGUGGACGGCAUUACGCUGUCGUGGUAG